Molecule: messenger RNA, 642 nt
Organism: Guillardia theta CCMP2712
Lineage: Eukaryota; Cryptophyceae; Pyrenomonadales; Geminigeraceae
Exons: 1
Coding region: 1-642 (213 amino acids)
Source: RefSeq, a predicted model, not a curated record
AUGACAGAACCAACUGGAAGCGUCUCGGUGUUUCCGAGGCGCAGGAGAGGAGAGGACAUGGCAGAAGUCAAGGAACCUGUCGAGCUGACGUAUGAACUUGUGUCUCGCUUCUUCGAGAUGAAGCAGGAGGACGCUGCCCAGCAAUUAGGCUUGUCGCUUACGAGCUUCAAAGGCGCGUGCAGACGUCUCGGGGUCGUAAGGUGGCCGUACAACAGGAAAUACAACAGCAAGCAAGAGGAAAAAGAGCUGCAUCACUCUUCUUCUGAUAGGUCUGAAUCAGCAGACAAUGACUCAAACAAUCGCUACCAAGGAGACAACGAAGCCUCGUACAUGGAGCUGCCGAGACGGGAGAUCGGCGAUGAGAUUGCACAGCAUGCUCUCAGCGAUGAUGCAGCAACUGGCGAUCAUGCCAAGGUCAAGAAAAAGAAAGUCAAGCGCGGGAGAAUGCGGGACUCUUCUGCAAUGGAGGUUGAUGCCAAUGAAGGGAAUGUACAGGGAAAAGAUUUUGUAGAUAGCUGGGAGGAAAGUGACGGAUCACAGACAAACAGGGCAUCUCAUACCGAGGUUGUCAAAGUCGAAGAAGAGCUGUAUAUGGAAAAGACUAUAUUUGACGAGGUAAUUGAGCACGUACAAGGAAAAUAA